Molecule: messenger RNA, 2497 nt
Organism: Cyprinodon variegatus (sheepshead minnow)
Lineage: Eukaryota; Metazoa; Chordata; Actinopteri; Cyprinodontiformes; Cyprinodontidae
Gene: cnga3a
Product: cyclic nucleotide-gated channel cone photoreceptor subunit alpha-like
Exons: 8
Coding region: 7-2223 (738 amino acids)
Biological process (GO): monoatomic cation transmembrane transport
Cellular component (GO): plasma membrane; intracellular cyclic nucleotide activated cation channel complex
Molecular function (GO): protein-containing complex binding; intracellularly cGMP-activated cation channel activity; intracellularly cAMP-activated cation channel activity
Source: RefSeq, a predicted model, not a curated record
AACAAGAUGGCAAAAGUCUGGAGUGAAACGUCUUUUUCAGGGAGAAAACGGCUGUCAACAAACACAUCCGACGAUGAGCUUGAUGCCAUGGAAAAUGGGGACAGCAGGACUCACUCUGCUUGUGAAGACAGCCCUGAGAGAACCUUGUCUUCUACGUCCCAUAGAGGAACACACAGACGUUCCAGGGUAGUGACCAGGCUGUCUUACCUCUUCCUUAUGCUGCGGAACUGGGUUUCUCCCAGGAUGAACCCUGUGGAGGAGAGGAAAGACUCUUUCCUGGAGCGCAUCAGAGGCCCGACACUUAAACACACAGCCAGUGGAGACAUCCCCCAGUGUGUUGGUCAUAAUGAAACACAAAGAAAUAAAAAUCUUAAGUGGCCCCUUGCUGCUUACAACACAAAUAACUGCAACAACACAGAUGACAAAAAAGAGGACAAAAAAGAUGAGAUUAAGAAAGAUGAGAAGAAAGAGGAGGAGAAAAAAGAGGAAAAGGACGGAGACAAGAAGGAAGAAAAUAAGGAUGAGAAAAAAGAUGAGAAGAAAGAUGAAAAGAAAGAAGAAAAGAAAGAUGAGAAAAAAGAUGAUAAGAAAGAUGAUAAAAAGAAAGAGGAACCUCCAAAAGAAAUAUGGAUUAUGGAUCCAUCAGCGGACCAGUACUACAGAUGGCUGAGUGUCAUUGCGGGCCCCGUAUUUUAUAACCUUAUCAUGAUUGUAACAAGGGCCUCCUUUAAUGAGCUCCAAAAUUCUUAUACCAAACUCUGGAUUGUAUUGGACUAUACCUCAGACAUCAUCUACUUCAUGGACACGUUUGUCAGGUCAAGAACAGGUUACCUUGAGCAAGGCCUGCUGGUAAAAGAUGCCAAAAAACUAAGAGCGAAAUACAGAACGACAUCUCAGUUUAAGUACGAUAUGAUAUCGAUGAUACCCACAGACCUGCUGUUUCUGAAAUAUGGAUUUGAUAAUCCGGAGUUCCGUUUCAACCGUCUUUGCAAAAUCCAGAGGCUCUUUGAGUUCUUUGAGCGUACCGAGACAAGAACCAGCUUCCCGAACAUGUUUCGAAUCAGCAAUCUAGUGCUUUACAUCCUCAUCAUUAUCCACUGGAAUGCUUGCAUUUUCUAUUCCAUUUCUAAAAGCAUUGGUUUUGGAACUGACACAUGGGUCUAUCCCAAUAUCAGCCACCCAGAGCAUGGUCGACUGGCACGGAAGUACAUCUACUCCCUAUACUGGUCUACGCUUACCCUCACCACCAUUGGAGAGACACCAGCACCAGUAAGAGAUGUUGAGUUCCUCUUUGUCAUUGGGGACUUCCUCACUGGUGUGCUCAUUUUUGCUAGUAUUGUCGGUAACGUUGGUGCCAUGAUCUCCAAUAUGAAUGCCUCUCGCGCAGAGUUUCAGGCAAAGAUUGACUCUAUAAAGCAGUACAUGCAAUUUCGAAAGGUCACCAAAGACCUGGAGGCUAGAGUCAUCAAGUGGUUCGACUAUCUUUGGACCGAGAAGAAGACCUGUGAUGAGAAAGAAGUUUUAAAAACACUCCCAGACAAGCUUAAGGCUGAGAUUGCCAUCAAUGUCCACCUGGAUACACUAAAGAAAGUCCGAAUUUUCCAGGACUGCGAGGCGGGUCUGUUGAUCGAACUGGUGCUCAAGCUGCAGCCACAGGUGUUCAGUCCUGGAGAUUACAUCUGUAAGAAAGGAGAUAUCGGCAGAGAGAUGUACAUCAUAAAGGAAGGGAAGCUGGCAGUGGUGGCUGACGAUGGCGUCACUCAGUUCGUGGUGCUCAGCGACGGAGCCUACUUUGGAGAAAUCAGUAUCUUAGGAAUCAAGGGCAGUAAAGCAGGCAACAGACGAACAGCAAAUAUCCGAAGCGUAGGAUACUCUGAUCUCUUUGCCCUCUCUAAGGACGACUUGAUGGAGGCUCUCACCGAGUAUCCAGAUGCUAAGAAAGCUUUGGAAGAAAAGGGAAAAGCCAUCCUGAUGAAAGACAACCUAAUAGAUGAGGCGGUUGCGAAUGCGGGUGCUGACCCCAAAGACUUGGACGAGAAGAUUGUAAAACUGCAGGGCAACCUUGAUGUGAUGCAGACCAAGUUUGCUCAGCUGUUGGCAGAGUUUACCUCCACGCAGGCGCGGCUGAAGCAGAGGGUCUCCAAAAUGGAGGAAAAGGUGAAAUCCAUACAACCUGAGGACCUUUCUGAAGUGGUUGCUGACAAAGACAAAAAAGUCCAGUGAGAAAACAUAAACAAAGAACUAUAAAAGUGACUUUCUUUUAUUUCAUAUAAAUGCCCACAUUUUUAACUGUUUAUAUAUCUUGUCUGUUGUCAUCAUAAUGUGUCAAAUUGUGUACAGUGUAUGCAGGGGAUCAUCAUGCUUUCUGACUAACUGCUACUUUUGUCUUGUCUUAAAACAGAUUGAGAUCAUUGAGCAGAAGCACUUGUUUAAUGCCAAAAAUUGGCUUUUUAUAGCCUUAGAAUGAUGACUUAUUUUUCUGAUAAUAAUUCAGAUU